UUACACAUGUCUCUUUUGACUGUUUCUUAUAACAAUAUUCCAUGGAUGAUGAUGUUGUUGCCUUAACUUCUCCGUAAAUCAAUUUUCUAUCAUACAACAAACAAAUGUUACUAAGAAUCUUACUACUUUGUUCAGAUCAAAUGUAAUAUUCUCUUGUAGGGGACACAAAUCAAAUUAAAUCCACUUAACAUCUCUUUUUCCUUUUCUUUUUUUCUGCUUUUUUUAAGUAUAUCAAAAUAUUGAUUGUAUCGUAAGCUACAUGCUCUUUUAAUUCAUAUUUAUAUGAGACUUUUACUUUUUCAAUUCUGUUUUUGUGAGUAAUUGUUACAGAAUUGUGUUUUACAAAAAGGUGUCUAACAAAUAAAGCAUUUAGAUUUAAUAUGUGAUCCGUGUCCAUGAAUAAACUUGAUUGUUAUGGGGUGGUUGGAUUCACUGUUUGGAAAUGGACGCAAAUUCAUCAAAAGAAAAGACAGUGAUGCGGGCGAAACAGGUAAAGCACUGGAAGAACUAAGAUCUUCUCUGUACAAUGAGCUCCGGACAUCGGAAGGAGCCAAGCGACAACAACAAAGAUACUGUGGACCGGUGGUCGCAUUAUCGUUCAACUUCAUGGUUGCUGUUGGCAUCAUCAUGGCUAACAAAUUGGUGAUGGGAAGAAUUGGUUUUAACUUCCCAAUUUUUCUCACAUUUGUUCACUACGUCACCGCAUGGGUUCUGCUUGCAAUAUUCAAAACGAUAUCGGUGCUUCCAGUGUCUCCUCCAUCUAAAUCAACUCCAUUCUCUUCUAUAUUUGCACUUGGUGCUGUUAUGGCUUUUGCAUCCGGUCUUGCAAACACAAGCCUCAAGUAUAACAGUGUUGGUUUCUACCAAAUGGCCAAGAUUGCUGUUACUCCAACAAUUGUUCUAGCAGAGUUCAUAUUUUUUAAGAAAACCAUUUCUUUUAAAAAGGUUUUGGCUUUGGCUGCUGUAUCAGCAGGUGUAGCAGUUGCAACUGUAUCCGAUUUAGAGUUCAAUUUAUUUGGUGCUAUAGUUGCAGUUAUAUGGAUAAUCCCAAGUGCAAUAAAUAAAAUUUUAUGGUCUACUUUACAGCAGCAAGGAAACUGGACGGCUUUGGCAUUGAUGUGGAAGACUACACCUAUCACAGUCUUCUUCCUAGGAGCUUUGAUGCCUUGGAUUGAUCCACCAGGAGUGUUAUCGUUCAAGUGGGAUGUAAACAGCUCGUCUGCAAUUAUGAUAUCCGCUCUUCUUGGUUUUCUCUUACAGUGGUCGGGUGCAUUGGCAUUGGGGGCGACUUCUGCUACAACUCAUGUUGUUUUAGGACAGUUUAAGACUUGUGUCAUUUUGUUGGGAGGUUAUCUGUUAUUCGAUUCUGAUCCCGGGAUUAUUAGCAUUGGCGGAGCGGUUAUUGCUCUCACUGGAAUGUCGGUUUACACGACAUAUAAUUUGCAUGAGUCGCAGGAAAAUGCAACCAAGCAGCUUCCAAAGCAUAAUGCGCCUACACCAAAACAGAAACCAGCUAAUGAAGAAAACAAAGAUUUGAGUGUAAAUAUUACCAACAAUAACAUUGUUGUGUGAGUCAUAUAAUCUAUGACAGUGAGUGAAUACCACAACCAAAUUAUUCAUACAUUUGUUUUACAUUCUUUAGUUAGGCAAUUCAGGUCCAAUUCCAUUUUGCAGCAAUGUUUUUGUAUAGACAAAUCAAACAGUAAGAUCAUUUGAAGUGACAUUUUCUCAAAGUUUCAUUGUGGACUCC
This is a messenger RNA of Vicia villosa (hairy vetch), 1750 nucleotides long. RefSeq lists its product as uncharacterized. The coding region runs from base 415 to 1572 and encodes 385 amino acids. Gene Ontology annotation, molecular function: UDP-xylose transmembrane transporter activity; antiporter activity. The transcript is spliced from 7 exons. NCBI's taxonomy places the organism in Eukaryota, Viridiplantae, Streptophyta, Magnoliopsida, Fabales, Fabaceae. The record is from RefSeq and is a predicted model, not a curated record. Gene Ontology annotation, cellular component: Golgi apparatus.